GGCUCAGCCGCCGCCCCAGGAAGCGCCCAGAGCCCGGCACACAUAGCGGUCCCGUCCCGCUGAGCACCAGGCCAUGGCGGAGGCGGCCGGCCACCCCGGCUUCGAGGAGCAGGAGGAACUCCUGGUGGACGAAGGAGGCGCAGGGCUCGCCACGCAGUGGAGCCUGGACGACGAGGAGGAGGCCGCGCGGGAGCGACGUCGGCGGGAGCGAGACGGGCACCAGAGGGCCCAGGACCAGGACGGAGGCAGCCCGUCCCCGGAGCCCCGAGAGCAGGAGGAGCUGCUGAAGGCCUCGGAGGCCCCAGAACUGGAGGAGGACGAGGGGUUCGGUGACUGGGCCCAGAAGCCAGAGCUGCGGCAGCCCCUGCAGGGAAAGAGCCCAGAGGGGGAGCAGGAGGCCAGGCCCUGUAGACACCAGAAUGGUGACGAGCUGCAUCCAGGCAGAGUCAACCUGGAGGAGCUACAUCUGAACCCCGACUCCGAGCCCCAGGACGAGCCAGGGCCAGAGCAGGCAGAGCCCGUGGGCCCAGAGGAGACCGGCCGGGGCAGCCCGGGCCCAGCAGAGGCUGAGGAGGCUGAGGAGCACCAGCAACGUCAGCGGCCCAGGGCGCCCAGCCCCUUGCUCUUGGAGGAGACCACCGAGCCGAGCUCGCCUCCCCUGAGCCCCAGCACCAAGCUCAUCGACAGAACCGAGUCCCUGAGCCGCUCCAUCAAGAAGAGCAACAGUGUGAAGAGGUCCGAGCCAGCCCUGCCCAUCUCCAAGAUUGAUGACCGGCUGGAGCAGUACACCCAGGCCAUCGAGACUGCUGGCCGGAACUCCAAGUUAGCUCGCCAGCCCUCCAUCGAGUUGCCCAGCAUGGCUGUGGCCAGCACCAAGAGCCGGUGGGAGACGGGAGAGGUGCAGGCCCAGUCUGCUGCCAAGAGCCCCUCCUGCAAGGACAUUGUAGCUGGAGACAUGAGCAAGAAAAGCCUCUGGGAGCAGAAAGGAGGCUCCAAGACUUCGUCGACCAUUAAGAGCACCCCAUCUGGGAAGAGAUACAAGUUUGUGGCCACCGGACAUGGGAAGUACGAGAAGGUGCUGAUGGACGAGGGCUCGGCGCCCUAAGCCUUCCCUCUCGCUGUCCUGAGCCGGGUGCAGGCUGGGGGCUCCCUCCACACUCCCCACCCAUUCUCCCGGGGAGUCCAGCCAGAUGCCCACCCAGCCCUGCCGAAGAAGCCGCUUCCCAUUGCCUGCCUGGCUGCCCACACCCCUCCAACACCUGCCACUGCCACCACCUCUGUCCCUGGACCUCCGGCCUCUCUCCCCUCUGCUCCCUGACCCACCGGCUCUGCCUCUCACAGCCCGGGAGGAAUGGGAUUCUCACUGGUGCGUGGCUAAGGGGACCAUCCCCAGAGGCCACACACCCACGAGGCAGGGGUGUCCUGUGCAGAGAGCACACCAGCCAGGGGACAUCCCCGUCAGGAGCCACCGAUGCCUGUGCAGGACACUCCGGCCCUGCGUCCCUCCCUGCCUCCUGCUUGCAGCCCCUUCAUUUGUGCAAUAAAGCUCUUUCUGUCCCCACA
Messenger RNA from Myotis myotis, 1563 nucleotides. RefSeq names its product lymphocyte specific protein 1 (gene LSP1). Gene Ontology annotation, molecular function: actin binding. Gene Ontology annotation, biological process: signal transduction. The record is from RefSeq and is a predicted model, not a curated record. Bases 74 to 1105 code for a protein of 343 amino acids. The transcript has 11 exons. Lineage: Eukaryota; Metazoa; Chordata; Mammalia; Chiroptera; Vespertilionidae.